Molecule: messenger RNA, 488 nt
Organism: Racocetra persica
Lineage: Eukaryota; Fungi; Glomeromycota; Glomeromycetes; Diversisporales; Gigasporaceae
Source: the annotation of a GenBank genome assembly
AAUUUCUUUAAUUCGUUCUGCAGCCCGUAAAACGCAUAAGCUAACUAAUAAACAAUUAAAGUUAGCUAUUCAAAGUCGACUUAUGGAAAAUAAAAAACAGUAUAGUGCUAAAGCUGUUUCUAUGGCCACGCAAAUUUGUGGAAUUGGAGAAAUGUCGUAUCGAUCUGCGAUAGCUUGUACAAAAAAAGUAAUCGAAUGGUUAAUAGAUGAAGAGCCCGACAAAUGGUUUUCUGUCAGUACACUUGUCGGGUGGCAUCAAGACAUAUCAGAUAUUCAUCUAAUUCAACAGUGCUCUAUUGUUGAAAAUUCUAAAUGGUUUACUUUUGGAAUUAUGGCAGACGAAUCAACACGUGGAGAUAACAAGGUUUUCGUCAUAUGUUUUAUGUAUUGGGAUCUCAUUACUAACGAACCAAAAGUCACCUUGUUAGAACUUGAAGAUUUAGCUCAAUGUUCUGGAAUUUCAGUUGCCCGUACUGUUAUUGAUUCUU